GGAAAAGGAUGUGUGCAUAUGAAACACUCCUGUCCACACUAACUCAUAUUCCAUGUUUGUUUAUGUUAUGGAUAAAUAUCCUGCAGCUGCCUUUAUGAACUUAAAAUAGUUUUUGUUCACCAGAUUAAGAUUAAAGGGUAAUUCUAGUAUUUUUCAACCUUAUUUUCCCCUCAUUUUGGGUCUAAGUGACAAUGGGGACAACAUUUUUUGGAAUUGGUCCAGUAUUGAGCAAGAUAACUUCUGCCAGCAGCUGCAAAACGUAAUGAUUUUGGACACUAACAAUAGUUACAUACAAUAUUAUCAAAGUUUUCUGAGCAUACCUCUGCAAUGUAAUCUUUGGGGAAUACUUUGCACAAAGUAUGUCCACUAAAAGUGCCAGUUUUUGCCAGUGAAAGGUCCAGACUGUUAUUAUAAAGGUCUAACAGUUAAAGUAAACACAGGAAUUAGCUGCCUCAGCAUUAUGGCAGCCAACUUCUUAAAAGAAGAAUGUCAGCAAAGAGGCCUUUACAAUUUUAGCACCAUCACAGUUGCUUUUUAACUUUAGAACAAAUAGCAAGAGCAAGCAGAGCAAUAUCAUUUAAGUGUCUUGAUGCAAAAUAGUUGGCCAUGACAUGAGAACAAUUUUUACCUUACUGGCUAAACAAAGGCUAAGUAAUUAAAAUUGUGUUAAAGAUACAUGCAAAUAAUAUUAUUUGGCUAUAGGGAAAUUUGAAUUCUGGAAAUUAAUGUUUAAACUUAAAUUUGCGUCUUUUUGAUAUUCAUCUGUCAUACUCAGAGUCGUAAUCAAAGAGUAUUCAAAGUCUGCUUUAACCCUCGUAUUUCGGCAAUCAUCAGUUAAAUGGAAUGGUUAGACAUUUUUGGAACUACGCUUAUUUGCUUUUUUUCCAGAUUUAGAUAAGGUUCAAGGUUCAAGGUUUGUUUAUUGUCUUUCAAAACAUGCUUUCACAUGAACAGAACACAAUUUGUGCUCAGGUCCCAGCAGCAUAUUAAAGUGACAGUGAUAAAUAAAAAAUAACAACAGAGGAUUAAUACCACACUUAACAUCCAUUAAGGAUAAGGUGACAGGACAAAAAUGGUUGAAAUGGACAGGUUUAGCAUUAACCUACCUCACUGACAACACGACUAAGAAUAUGAGAGUUGUAUCUUCUCAUUUAACUCUUUUCCAUAAUGUUUAACCUAUUUCUAGCAAAAUAACUGAUUGCAAAAUUGUUCACUAUGGGGCUGACCUCAAUAUUGAUGAGUCAAAUAAUCGCCAUGAGUCAAAAUCUUCUAUCUUUUUUUCUACAUCGUUGUACGCUGAGCUAUCACCAAAGACUUACUGUGGUGGAAAUAGAGAAAGGAGAUGAAAUCAGAGGGCAGAGAAACUUGUUUCUGCUUGCUGUUUCUAUGCUCUUAGCUCUGGUGCUGAAACUAUGUUUGAACCAGACGCUCACACCCUCCUCCACUGCAUCUAGAAAGGUGAAGGCUGCCCUUCCUGAAUCAACAGCAGUGCAACUCCACAACAUCCAGCCUGGAGACUGGGUGGUGGUGAAAGACCUUAGAAGGAAACACUGGCACCAGCCUCGGUGGACAGGACCAUACCAGGUGCUGCUGACAACUCCAACCGCCAUCCGGAUAGCUGAGAGGGACACGUGGAUCCAUGCAUCACAGUGCAAAGCAUUCCCCAUGAUGGACUUAUCAACAAAACAGCGGCUUGUAGGAGUUGUAUCCUGGUCGUGGGGUACAGGGAACAUCGAUGGAGUAUGAAGAUCUGGGAAAGAGUAUGUUACCAACACAGAGCCAGGGGACUCCAGAAGUAGAUGACAACAUAAUUGCCACACAGAAACAUUUGAUUUUGCCUCUGUACAGUGCGAUGGCAUGAUAUUAUUAUGUAAAUAUUUGGUUGACACUUUGUGUCAAAAGGGGGGAAUGUCAGGAAUUUUUUGUGUGCCACCUGACACCUGGUAGUAAAACUGAUCUAGUAGGGGGUCAGCAAAGGUUAUCAGUAUUCCUUGGUUGGUUUCUGUAACUUCAUUACUUUCUUAUUCAA
Molecule: messenger RNA, 2029 nt
Organism: Scomber scombrus (Atlantic mackerel)
Lineage: Eukaryota; Metazoa; Chordata; Actinopteri; Scombriformes; Scombridae
Exons: 2
Coding region: 1216-1746 (176 amino acids)
Source: RefSeq, a predicted model, not a curated record